Molecule: messenger RNA, 346 nt
Organism: Propithecus coquereli (Coquerel's sifaka)
Lineage: Eukaryota; Metazoa; Chordata; Mammalia; Primates; Indriidae
Gene: INS
Product: insulin
Exons: 2
Coding region: 10-342 (110 amino acids)
Biological process (GO): glucose homeostasis; positive regulation of protein secretion
Cellular component (GO): extracellular region
Molecular function (GO): hormone activity
Source: RefSeq, a predicted model, not a curated record
CCACCCACCAUGGCCCUGUGGACGCACCUCCUGCCGCUGCUGGCCCUGCUGGCCCUAUGGGGGCCCGAGCCCGCCCCCGCCUUCGUCAACCAGCACCUGUGCGGCUCCCACCUGGUGGAGGCGCUCUACCUGGUGUGCGGGGAGCGAGGCUUCUUCUACACGCCCAAGACCCGCCGGGAGCUGGAGGAGCCCCAGGCGGGGCAGGUGGGGCCGGACGGGAGCCUCGGCGCGGGCGGCCUGCAGGCCCUGGCCCUGGAGGGGGCCCCGCAGAAGCGCGGCAUCGUGGAGCAGUGUUGCACCAGCAUCUGCUCCCUGUACCAGCUGGAGAACUACUGCAACUAGCCGC